UCGCCCCCUUCUCUCUUUCGCCUUGAGAAAGGACUGAGGGAGAGCAAAGAGAGAAAGGCGAGUCGGGCCUGGCCGGGCCCUCGCCUCCCCGGGUCGAUAUCGGGACAGGCUCAGCUUGUGCUUAAUCGAUGUGAAGCUUCUUCCAGAAACAUCUUGGAAAGCCAAAUAUCUAAUUUCCUAAUAUCUAAAUCAUACUGUGGGUUUAAAGAAGAGUCUGUCCAAAUGAGCAAGACAUCACAGGAGAACACAACUGCAGAAACCAAUGGAAUAAGUGUCAUCUAUACCCAAGCACACACAAGUGGCUUACAACAGGUCCCCCAGUUGGUGCCUGUUAGUCCUGGAGGUGGAGGCAAAGCUUCACCUCCCAGUAAGCAGGGCAAGAAGAAUUCCAUUAUUGAUAGAAACAGUGAUGAGUACCGCCAGCGUAGAGAACGCAACAACAUGGCAGUGAAAAAGAGCCGCUUGAAGAGUAAACAGAAGGCCCAAGAUACGUUGCAGCGGGUCAACCAGCUAAAAGAAGAAAACGAACGCUUGGAAGCCAAGAUUAAGCUCCUAACAAAGGAACUGAGUGUACUCAAAGACUUGUUUCUUGAACAUGCUCACAACUUCACAGACAGCGCGCAGCCUCUUGGCACAGAAAGCACUGUGAAAAAUUCAGAUGGCUCUGGGCAGUAGAUACACUUCCCAAUUUCACAGACAGAACACUGUGGACACAGGUUCCUCUAUACAGGUCUGAUGCAGCAACAGAGCAGGAUCUUUUCUGAACUUUGUUACAACUGUCAUUUUGUGGUGUGUGUGGUUUUUUUUUUUUUUAAAUAGUAGGUUUAACACUGAAGACUUGAUGCAAGCAAACUGCAAGUUGUGUUGCUAAGAUUUUUUUUAACUAGGUGUUAUAUUUUCAGGUCUGGCAUUUCUGAUUAACUGAAAUAUGUUGAGAAUGGAUGAACAUCCUUGUUUUCUCUAAAAUGAAGCCUGUACCUUAUACUAAGUAGAUUGGUUUAACCAUUUUCUUACUUGUUAAAAAUGUGGGUUAGGGAAGUAGUUCUUAAAUGUCACUUUUAAGGACAAAAAAGGUGCUGGAUUGGAAUCAUUCUUUCCCAAUUUUACUUGCACAAGUGGCAAACACUUCUUCUGAAGUCUUGUCAGCAUCACUGAAAGUAUGAACAGUCUUCAGAUUAAUUACACUGGUCUACAGCCAAAGUGCUUCUACAAUAAAUGUAGUCAAACUUUACUAAUUCUGGGUCACUGAGAAUGAAAAUGAUGCUUAAAAUUGUUGUUUGACUCUAGUUUUCAAGAUAUGCUAUUGGGUCAGUAUAUACGAUCUUUGACCUGGGAAUGGUAGAGGAUAAGUGCAUUAUAAAGGUAAGGGAUCUCAAUUUAAACUAGACAUGACUGAAAUACAUCUUUGACUGGAUCUAUGAACAAAUUUAUGAUUGGGUUUGGACAGUGCUUGCUUUUUAGGCAAAACAGUGAAUGUUGCAAACUGAAGCUGGUAUUACAUCAUACAUGAUAUGAAUUGCAUCCAGUUAUUCCUAGAAGCCAUGGAUGAUGCAGUCAUAAUGAAGCUUACUUCACUGUGCUGAACAAAUUGCCCUAGAAAUCAUACAGUGCCGUAUUCUCUUAUUUGUCUGUGUUUUAUUUUUCAAAGGGACAUAUUUCUGUUCAGCCAGAGUGAGCAGAUAUGGCUCAUACUUGUGCUAACGAUGCAGAUAACUUCUGCUAUGUUUGUGGAGAAGUGACUUUUGCAUCACAAAAGUGCAGUAUAACCACUAUGGUUGAGAAAGCCUGUCACCUUUAUUUUGGCUGUAAAAUUGGAGAUCAGGACAAGAGGUGGGCCCCACACAUAGGCUGCAACACUUGUGCAACAAAUCUUUGCCAGUGGUUGAACAGGAAAAGGAAAACUUUGCCUUUUGCAGUGCCAAUGAUCUGGAGAGAGCCAACAGAUCAUACCAGCAAUUGUUACUUCUGCAUGGUGCCUCCCGUUGGGAAAGGUGUGUCAGAGAAGGAAAAAAUGGACUGUGCAUGAUCUAAACAUUCCAUCAGCUAUACUCCCAGUACCCCAUGGGGAAGGACUGCUGGUUCCUGAUGCGCAGGAAUCAUUCUCACUUGAGUCAGAUGAGGGAUAGGAUGAAACUUCUGGUCCUGAAGCAUCAAUGUCACAGGACCUACCUUUUCUCCCAGCCUCCUCCUCUGAACCACACCUCAUAACACAAGGUGAAAUGAAUGACCUUGUCAGGGAUUUGAAACUACUCAGGAGUAAGGCAUUGCUGUUGGGCUGCAGACUACAGCAGUGGAAUCUCCUAGCAGGUGAUAUUUCACUAGGACAUUGUAACAAUGGAGAAAUGCUAUCAGGGCAAAUGGAGCCCAUCAGUGUUUGGAGACUGUUGCUGGAUGGUGACAAGAAAUGCUCCAUUUAAUGAAUACAAGAGACAAGACAAGCAGCACCGAGUAGACACUGAAUAGGACUAAACUAUGAAAAUUUAUUUAGAUCUAUUAAGGUGAUUGAGUGGGUGACAGCCUUAAAUUAGCUGCGACAUCACAAUAGAUCAAGUAAGAUGACAAAUGUCCAAUGUAAUGAUGUUCAAACUUUGCCACAUUGUCUUCUAACCUGCUUUAAAUGUAGCGGAUGCUUUCUGACAUGUAGCACAAACUUGCUGGGCGCAACUCGUAGUUUAUGUGGGGAGAGGUGUGUUCUGUAUUAGGGCCUAGUAGUAGAUGUCUUGCCAAGAUUCAUAAGAUUGCCUAAUAUAGAUUACUUCAGAUCAUUCUUGGCCCAUAGUCUGAGAUUGGGAGAAUGCAGGGCCUUGAGUCCCCUCCAGCGUAAUGUCCUAGCAGUGGGCAAUGGCACUAUUCCCACCUAGCCAUGAGCUUCCUUCCAUUUUAAUUACCUGCAGUGGCUGGACAUAGCCUUACUCUGGAAGGUUAUGGAAUAUCUUCAAAGCUCUAGCUCAUGCUGGUGUCAAAUAAGUAUGUGGGUGAGAUGGAACCAGUGCAACAAUCGGCAUGCUGGUGUUCAUGGAGGCUGAUGAUGGCAGCCCUGGAAUUAGGCCUAAAUAUCCAUCCCCUUCCUAGGUGACGAUGAGGACAACUGGCUUCUUUGAAUGUGGGUCACUUUGCUAGAUGACAACACAAGUUUGGAACAUGUUUCCUGGAUCACAGGUUUGUGAUAAGUAGCAGUGAAUUGUAAUUUACCCCUGUAGAAGACUGGUUCGUGACAAAGGCCCAUGCAGAAGGGCUUUUUUAGAAUUAAAGUAGAAGGACACCUUACUCCUCUGGCACUUCCGAACAAUGAUAUUUUCAUCUUUGAUACUGUACGUUCAGGUUGGAGCCACAUUGCUUUCAAGAUGCAAGCAAGAAGGCAGUUUCUUGGAUAAUUCUUCCAACAUGAGAAAGAAACUCGGGGCCCUGUUCUGAGAGGUAGAUACAUUGCUGUUUUAUUCACUCCUCUUCUGAUUAUCUAAAUUAGCCAGAUAGUUAAUUUAGUAGCCUAUAGAAACCUAAAGUAAUAUUUACUCCCUCCCCCGCACCAAAAGGUAAUCCUCAUAACCAAGUUGGCAGAACUGAUUUUUCGGUCUUUGACAUUCCUGUGGGAAAACCACUCAGCUUUUAGAUAAUUUUCAAAUACUGUUGGUGAGCCCCCUAUAUUUUGGGGUGGAUACAAAACUGAACAAAUCAAACAGAGUACGGAAGUCAUUGUAAUCCUUGAAACUUAUUUUCUCUUAAAAUAUUUUCAUUUAUCAUACAUUGGCAUAUGACUGACUGGAAUAGCAAAAAAUGACUUUUAUACCUCCUCUUUCCUUGCAGCUACCUUGUUUGUAUAUGCGUUUAGAAAGACUGGGUCAGCUCAGUAAUGUUAAUAGAAGAUAAUAAAAAAAGCCUUAUAAAAUA
Pogona vitticeps (central bearded dragon) is the source of this 3888-nucleotide messenger RNA. RefSeq names its product CCAAT enhancer binding protein gamma (gene CEBPG). Gene Ontology annotation, biological process: DNA-templated transcription; regulation of transcription by RNA polymerase II. NCBI's taxonomy places the organism in Eukaryota, Metazoa, Chordata, Lepidosauria, Squamata, Agamidae. The record is from RefSeq and is a predicted model, not a curated record. Gene Ontology annotation, molecular function: DNA-binding transcription factor activity, RNA polymerase II-specific; RNA polymerase II cis-regulatory region sequence-specific DNA binding.